Haemonchus placei is the source of this 828-nucleotide messenger RNA. The record is from the annotation of a GenBank genome assembly. Lineage: Eukaryota; Metazoa; Nematoda; Chromadorea; Rhabditida; Trichostrongylidae.
AUGGUGCCAAAAUCAGUGAUGGAGAUGACCCUGAACAUGAAGCUGGCCGACUCGACGGACAUCUGUGAAGAGAACGAGCACGUAGUGAUGAUGAGCUUCCCAUCAUCGACAAGGAAACCGUAUAAAGCAGUCAAGGAAACGGUGAAAGCCCGAGACCACCGACAGUGCCUUGAACAGUGCGAAGGCAACCCUGAUUGCUCAUCGGCCAUAUUCUCCAAUUCCAUGUGUGAGAUGUCUGCCACACGGGUACGGCAUUCGGUUGCAGACCUUCAAUCUGCAGAAAAUGGAACCUACAUUGAAAAAUCUUGUAUUGAUAAGAUGUUGGUCAAAGGACGGUCAACCCAUCUCAUUGGAGUGGCCAAUCACAUUUUGGCAGGAUUUGUAGAACAAAUCGAAGAUGUCUACGGUAUCGAACAGUGUAUUUCGGCAUGUUAUGCGGCAUUGAAACGGUACGGAUUCCAGUGCAUGUCAGCGAUGUGGUAUCCGAAUGACAAAGAGCAGAACUGCCUUCUGAAUACGGAAACGAAAAAGACUCAACCGGGUGUGUUCAUACCUGAGGACACCGGUACCAUGAUGGUUUACUUUGAACAUCCGGAUGAGCUAUUCAUGCGACGGCUUCACGAUGAGAUGAUGUCUUCCUCGAUGAUCCGGAAAGUUGAUGAACAAUGGACAACCUGGUCAUCGUGCCACGGCAAAAAGGAGAAGACCCGCUAUCAGAAAUGUUACCAAUAUGUUGAUAUACGGAAAUGUCCAAAAGAAACUGCUCCUUGCUCAAGUUCAGCAUACGCCCAACAAGCUGUGAAACACAUAGAAUCUAAUUCAGGAUAG